This is a messenger RNA of Dicrocoelium dendriticum, 1449 nucleotides long. NCBI's taxonomy places the organism in Eukaryota, Metazoa, Platyhelminthes, Trematoda, Plagiorchiida, Dicrocoeliidae. The record is from the annotation of a GenBank genome assembly.
AUGGUGCUGCAAAAGCUGCUAUCCUUGCGUCCACACAGCUCUCCCGGGGCCGAUAACAUUCACCCGAAAACAUUACAGCGCUGUUUCGAUGAGAACAUCGUACCUUCGAGGUGGAAACAAGGUGUAAUAACGCCCAUAUACAAAGCAGGAAGUCGAUCGGAUCCUGCCAAUUACCGCCCCGUAACGCUUCUGCCUGUGAUCGCCAAAGUCACGGAAGUGGUGAUAGCAGAUGCGUUAACGGGAUACUUGGAAAACUACGGCAUAAUUGCGCCAGGACAGCAUGGGUUUCGUCAACAUCGUUCAUGUACGACGAAUCUGCUGAUAACUCGUGACAACUGGACCAAGACUGUCGAUGAGGGAACAGGAGUCGAUGUUGCAUUCUUGGACUUUUCGAAAGCCUUCGAUCGCCUGGAUCAUCGAACCCUGCUCAUUAAACUCCAACAGUACGGUAUCGGAGACCCGUUGUUAGGAUGGAUCGGUAACUUUCUCUCUGAACGGCAGUUAGAAGUUAGAGUUCGAUCAUCCUUUUCCGAUCCGAUUCGAGUGGGAUGCGGCGUACCGCAGGGUUCGGUACUUGGGCCUCGUUUGUUCCUGCUUUUCAUUAACGAUCUAGUAAGAGUUAUUACCUCGAAAUUCUUACUCUUCGCGGACGACCUCAAGGUUUGGCGGGCGAUAAAACGAUCGGACGACCAUGAAGUCCUACAGCGUGACUUGAAUGAGGCCUGGAAUUGGUCGGUGAGAAACGCCCUGCCGUUUAAUGUGAACAAAUGUCGCGUUGUUCAUAUCCGCCAUCGACAAGUCCACGUCUACAAGCUUGAGGCACACGAUCUGAAGACCACCACUCAGGAACGCGACUUGGGUGUGCUAGUACAGGAAGACCUAGGGUGUUCCAAACAGUCAGAUUCCGCUUCUAAAAGGGGCAACCAGCACGUUGGACUCCUGCGAAGAGCAUUCGGAAUUUUGGAUCCAUCCAUCUUCUCUUUGAUGCUGAAUGCCUACGUGCGUCCUCACGUCGAAUAUGCAAUCCAGGCCUGGCAACCCUGGCUAAAACGUGACCUUGCAGCGCUUGAGACCCUACAGCGUCGAGCAACGAAAAUCGACAAGGGCUUGCGCCACACUCCUUACCAGGAACGACUGGAGAUACUCGGAGUGUUCAGCGGACGGUACCGGCGACUUCGUGGAGACCUCAUACUAGUGUACCAGAUAUUGAGCGAUCCCAGUCACGUAUGCCGCCACCUCUUGAAGCUCAGCCCAAACACUAACCUUCGCGGUAACAGUUUAAAGCUGAUCCAUCAGUACAGUCGUCUAGACUGUCGGAGAACCUAUUUCUCCCUCCGGGUCUGCGGGCCCUGGAACGCCCUUCCAAACUCAGUUGUUUGUGCCCCCACAUUAGAUACGUUUAAAAAACGAUUGGACGUCGCACUGAGCCCCCUGCGCUUUGUUUUAUGA